AAGAAGCGAGGUCGGCCUGCCAAAGAAGCAGCUGCUGACGAGCGCGAGCCACCGAAGAAGCAAGGUCGGCCUGCCAAAGAAGCAGCUGCUGACGAGGGCGAGCCACCGAAGAAGCGAGGUCGGCCUGCCAAAGAAGCAGCUGCUGACGAGAGCGAGCCACCGAAGAAGCGAGGUCGGCCUGCCAAAGAAGCAGCUGCUGACGAGAGCGAGCCACCGAAGAAGCGAGGCCGUCCCGCAAAGAGCGCUACAACUGCAAAGAGCGCUGCACCUGCUGCACCAUCCAAGAAGCGCGCCGCUAUAUCGGGUAAGCAUUAUUGGCUGAUGAAGGCCGAGCAGGACGGGCAUGAUGAGACUCUGAAGAACGGAGAGAUCUUCAACACCAAAUUCACCAUCGACGACCUGCGCGCAAAGACCGAGCCGGAGCCAUGGGAUGGCGUCCGCAACCCAACUGCCGCAAAGAACCUCAGAGGUAUGAAGCAAGGCGAUCUCGCAUUCUUCUACGCUUCUGGCGGCAAGAAGCCAGCCAUCGUUGGAAUCAUGGAGAUUGUCAAGGAGCACGAACCUGACAUGACUGCCUGGGAUGAAAACAGCUACGGAUAUGUUGAGCAAGAGAAAGAUCGCCAGAAGUGGUGCGUCGUCUACGUCGAGUUCCGCAAGAAGUUCAGCAAGCCGAUUACGCGCGAUGUGCUUAAGAAGCAUUUCGACGAAGGCCCGCUUAGUAAGAUGCAAGAAUUCAAUGCGGCGCGUCUAAGCGUGUCGAAGGUGUCGGAGGAUGAGUGGAACUUCAUCAACGGUCUCAUCGAA
Pseudocercospora fijiensis CIRAD86 is the source of this 804-nucleotide messenger RNA. RefSeq lists its product as uncharacterized. Lineage: Eukaryota; Fungi; Ascomycota; Dothideomycetes; Mycosphaerellales; Mycosphaerellaceae. Gene Ontology annotation, cellular component: nucleus. The annotation marks the transcript as partial. Gene Ontology annotation, molecular function: DNA binding. The record is from RefSeq and is a predicted model, not a curated record. The transcript is spliced from 3 exons.